GCGCAUGCACCAUUGACACGUGACUGCCGGACAGCUAGCCAUUUCUAUAAAUUUCGGCAUUGAUCCCACAUGGAUCAAAAUCAGUUGUCGCUGCUGAAACAGUUUGUGGACCUCUGCAAAAAAGAUCCGGAGAUACUGCAUUUGAAAGAGCUGAACUUUUUUACGGAAUGGCUUGAGAGUCUAGGAGCGAAGAUUCCAGAACCUCCUACAGCGAAGCCGACUACAGCAACAUCACAGCCAGCGCCGCAGUCAUCGAGCGCUGAUCUUGGUGAUGACCAGUCGUCGGAUGAAGAGGGAGAGACCGAACAGAUGGAGGAUAAUGCUAAGGAAGGUCAAGAUGAAGAAAAGGAGUCGGAAGAAAGUGAACUUGAAUUUGACACCGAGGGUGUUGUUGAGUCAGAUCAUGAUGAACCUCAGCCAAUGGGAGAUCCCAAUGUUGAGGUUAGUGAAGAGGCAUCGGAAGAGGCUCAGGAAUUGAGAAAUCAGGCUAUGGCAGCAGCUGCAGAAGGACAGCUAGAGACAGCCAUUGACUUGUACACUCAAGCUAUUCUAAAGAAUCCUACCAAAGCAUUGCUCUAUUCAAAACGUGCCAGUAUGUACAUUCGUGUCAAGAAACCCAAUGCUGCCAUCAGAGACUGCGAUAAGGCCGUUUCAAUAAAUCCAGACUCAGCUCAAGGCUACAAGUUUCGGGGCAUGGCACACAGACUACUUGGUCACUGGACUGAUGCUGCUAAGGAUUUACGUAUGGCAUGCAAACUUGACUAUGAUGAUGAUGCUAACAUGACCUUGAAAGAGGUAGAACCAAAGGCAAAAAGGAUUGAAGAACAUAAUCGCAAAUACGAGCGAAAAAGAGAAGAAAAGAAAAUCAAGGAGCAACGGGAAAGAGUGCGCAAAGCAAAGGAGGAGCAAGAACGUGCCAGAGUUGAAGCUCAGAAGCGGGCAGAAAAAAUGGCUGGUGAACAUCCACAUCCAUUUGGAUUUUCUGCUGGAGGAGGUGGAUUUCCAGCUGGAGGUGGAUUUCCUGCUGGAGGAGCAGGUGGAUUUUUUGCUGGAGCAGGUGGAUUUCAGGGAGGUGUACCUCCUGGAGCUGGAAGAAUGCCUCCGGGGUCUGGAGGAAUGCCUCCGGGGCCUGGAGGAAUGCCUGACCUUAGUGGUCUUAUGUCAGAUCCCGAAAUUAUGGCUGCUUUUCAAGGGUGGUUCACAAUUUUGUCAUUUCACUAG
This is a messenger RNA of Corticium candelabrum, 1221 nucleotides long. Its product is annotated as putative protein FAM10A4. Bases 70 to 1221 code for a protein of 383 amino acids. Gene Ontology annotation, molecular function: protein dimerization activity; Hsp70 protein binding. Lineage: Eukaryota; Metazoa; Porifera; Homoscleromorpha; Homosclerophorida; Plakinidae. The transcript is spliced from 12 exons. The record is from RefSeq and is a predicted model, not a curated record.